Messenger RNA from Radiomyces spectabilis, 411 nucleotides. Its product is annotated as histone H3. NCBI's taxonomy places the organism in Eukaryota, Fungi, Mucoromycota, Mucoromycetes, Mucorales, Radiomycetaceae. The record is from RefSeq and is a predicted model, not a curated record. Gene Ontology annotation, cellular component: nucleosome. Gene Ontology annotation, molecular function: DNA binding; structural constituent of chromatin; protein heterodimerization activity. Bases 1 to 411 code for a protein of 136 amino acids. The transcript has a single exon.
AUGGCACGUACCAAACAAACUGCUCGCAAAUCUACUGGUGGUAAGGCUCCUCGUAAGCAGUUGGCUACCAAGGCUGCCCGCAAGUCGGCCCCUUCCACCGGUGGUGUCAAGAAGCCUCAUCGUUAUAGACCUGGUACCGUCGCUCUCCGUGAAAUUCGCCGUUACCAAAAAUCCACGGAACUCCUUAUCCGUAAGCUUCCUUUCCAACGUCUCGUUCGUGAAAUUGCUCAGGAUUUCAAAACCGACUUGCGUUUCCAAUCCUCCGCCAUCGGUGCUCUUCAGGAAGCUUCGGAAGCUUACCUUGUCUCCCUCUUUGAAGAUACCAACUUGGCUGCCAUCCACGCCAAGCGUGUCACCAUUCAACCCAAGGAUAUCCAGUUGGCUCGUCGCCUCCGUGGUGAACGCUCUUAA